Messenger RNA from Myripristis murdjan (pinecone soldierfish), 1713 nucleotides. Its product is annotated as serine protease inhibitor 2.1-like. The record is from RefSeq and is a predicted model, not a curated record. Gene Ontology annotation, molecular function: serine-type endopeptidase inhibitor activity. Bases 422 to 1663 code for a protein of 413 amino acids. Lineage: Eukaryota; Metazoa; Chordata; Actinopteri; Holocentriformes; Holocentridae. The transcript is spliced from 6 exons.
CUAACAGUGGGAUGAUGUUCUAAAUGGAUGCAAGGAAGAUCUCAUGACCCCUCGGCAAGGGCCACCCCCAGGCCAAAUUGAAUAACCCCAUUCUCUCACUGUUUUAAUUCCCCAUACAUGUACCAUGCCAGCUGGGCACCAGCAGUGGAGGGUCCACACUAACUGCAGCUGUGUUGUGUAACCCCGAGAAUAGUCAGCAUUUUCACAAUCUCUUUACAGUCUCACCAGUAAGACAGUAAUCAUUACACAGAACAAAUAUCGAGACCAGAACAAAUACGAGGAGGAGGAGAUACAAUAAACAUGUCAAAGUUCAGUUGCUUUGGUCAGUAUUAAAAAGCCAACUCCAUUUCAUCUACUCUUCAACCUGUGGUUUGGUUUCUUUGGUUGUGGAAACAUUAUCUGCAACCGGGUAAAAUCUGCCAUGAUGCGUGCGGCCUUGUGUAUCUGGAUCGUAUCAGCAGUGGUCUGUCUGGGGAGAGGCCAUCCCAGUGAAGGCCAUGUUGAAGUUCAAGAGCAACAACCAACUGAGCCGGACAACAGCACCAGAAUCUUCUCACUGGUGACUUCAGCCAACCAAGAUUUUGCUUACCGCCUGUACAGGCAGCUGGCAGCGCAGUCAGACUCUCAAGGCAAGAACAUUUUCUUCUCACCAGCAAGUGUGACCCUUGCCCUGGCUGCCUUGUCUGUGGGGGCUCGGGGAGAGACCCACCAGCAGCUUUUCAGUGGUCUGGGCCUCAAGAGCCCUUUGCUGACACAGACAGGCGUAGCUCAGGCCUUUCACACGCUCCUCAGCAAGUCAUCUCAGGAAGACGUGAGUGCAGGAACGGCUGUGUUUGUGCAUGACACCUUCAACCUACGGCCCGAGUUCCUGGAGGUCUUGAAUCAAUCAUAUGCUGCAGAUGGGUUCAGUGUAGACUUCACCAAAAGUGUAGAGAGUGCAAAUACCAUCAAUAAAUAUGUGGAGGAGAAGACGAGUGGGAAGAUAAACAAGCUGGUCGAUAGCCUGGAUCCAAGCACACUUAUGUAUCUCAUCAGCUACAUAUACUACAAAGGGAAAUGGCAGAUUCCAUUCAAACCUGAGGAAACCAAGGAGGAGAUGUUCCAUGUCGAUGAGCAGACUGAGGUUCCUGUCCAGAUGAUGAAUGUAGAAGACACAUUUAAAUUCUACCAGGACCAAGGGAUUUCCACAUCAGUCCUCUGCUUACCCUUCAACAGCUCCAUGUCCAUGCUGCUGUUGCUGCCUGAUAAGGAUCUGGCUGCACUGGAGAGCAAGAUCUCCCAGACCGAGGUUACCAAAUGGCUUAAGUGGAUGAAUCCCAGGGAAUUAGAUGUGUUUGUUCCUAAAUUCUCCAUCAAGACCUCCUACUCCCUGAAGGACGUCUUGAGUGUAAUGGGAAUGACGGACAUGUUUGGUGCCACAGCAGAUUUGAGUGGCAUUUCAGAGGAAGCGAUGCUGGCAGUGUCAGAGGUUGUGCACCAAGCCACUUUGGAUGUGGAUGAGACUGGCGCCACGGCUGCAGCUGCUACAGGGAUUGGUUUGAUCCCUUUGUCCUACCGUCCAGUCAGCACGGUGAAGUUUGACCGUCCAUUUAUGGUUCUUAUCAUCGACCACAGCACAGAGAGCAUCCUCUUCAUGGGCAAGAUUGUCAACCCAAAUAUCUGAUGAUGAAAAUACUUUGUGUUCUCUCACACACAGCUGAUAAAUAAAAUAUG